Molecule: messenger RNA, 459 nt
Organism: Ambispora leptoticha
Lineage: Eukaryota; Fungi; Glomeromycota; Glomeromycetes; Archaeosporales; Ambisporaceae
Source: the annotation of a GenBank genome assembly
AUGGCCUUACUAGGAGAUCUAGUAAUGGAUGCUAUUCAUAAUCUUAUUAGCCAUUUUGACAAAUUAGCUAUUAAUAUAGUUCAGCAACAACCAGAACCACAACCCAAGCCUGCAUAUAUAGCUGAAAGAGAGUCUAGUAUAAUGGAAAAAGAAAUAAUAGCAAUAAUAGAAGAAGCAACAACCGCUAUAAUGACAAUAGGAGAAACAGAGAAAGAAGCCAAUCUCGAGAUAGAAAUUAUAGAGACCAAAGUCAAUCUUAUGACAGAAAUUACAGAGACAGAUCCAGAAAAAGAAAACAAGCCAAAUCUUUUAGAAGAGCAGAAUAUAGAAGAAAUACACUAUGAUGAUAUAAUCACCUUAGAACAGCCUGAGAUAAGUAAGGACACUAUCUUUGAGGAAAGGAAGGAUGAAGAAAAAGACCAGAUUAUUAAUCAACUAGAAGCCAAAGUCAAUACUUAG